GGACAACACCGACAGCAAACUUACAGCAAACAAACGACAUUUAGUCAAUUAGCAGACUCACUUAUCCAGAGUAUUACUCCAGAAAUUGCAUAUUUUUCGGGCAAAAGGAAGCAACUUACAGACAUCGACAUCCAAGAAAUGUUUUUUAAUUCAGAUGAAGAGGAGGAGUACAACACCGAUGCAAGUAGCAGUGAUGACAGUGAUGGUGAGGGUCUGCCCCCAAACCUAGAGGACCUUGCAAACCCAGAGGCCGAAGGUCCCUCUAGUGAAGGUGAAAUGGAAAUGGGGGAUGAAGUGGAGGAGGUGAGUUCCACGAGCUGGUUGGCCGCCAGUGAUUUCACUCCCCCUGGACCCAGAGUUGUGUUUAAUGAAACACUGUCUGGGGUGCAGACCCCCCCCGAAGAUCCCACUGAGGCUCAGUGUUUCAAACUGUUCCUCACAGAAGAACUAGUCGAGGAGAUAGUGGAGGAAACAAACCGCUAUGCUUCAGUGCAGCAGGAGAUGAUGCCGUCCGGAGUAAAAGGCAAGAUUGCUAAAUGGGUGCGGACAACCGUGAAUGAGAUGUACUCAUUCUUGGUCGCUGUCCUCCUGAUGGGAAUUGUGAGAAAGUCGUCCCUCCGAGACUACUGGACCACAGAUCCCAUCCUCCUGACCCCCUUCUUCGCCACAAUUUUCUCCCAGGACCGUUUCCUGCUUCUCCUCCGUUGCUUGCACUUCGUCGACAGUGCAAGCGCUAACGUAAAUGAUCCCCUGCACAAGAUCCGAAAUGUGUUUAGUGCUCUCACCACUUCAUUCCAAAGGGUUUUUGUGCCACACAGAGACCUCUGUGUCGAUGAAUCCCUAAUGAAGUGGAAGGGUAGGCUGGCAUUUCGGCAGUACAUCCCAUCAAAAAGGCAUAGGUUUGGUGUCAAAUUCUUUGUCCUUUGUGAUGUGUUGACCGGUUACGUGCAGGACAUGAUCAUUUACACGGGAUCCACCACUGACAUCACCAACUUUCCAGGACUUGGGAUAUCUGGCUCGGUCGUGAUGACCUUACUUGCACCCCACCUAAAAAAGGGCCACGUCCUGUACAUCGACAACUGGUACAGCAGUCCAACAUUGUUCCAGCACCUCCUCUCCCGAGGAACGGGGGCCUGUGGGACCGUUCGUGCAGAUCGGAAGGGGAUGCCAGCCUUCAGCCCUAAAAUGAAGAAGGGUGAAGUGGAGUUUAAACAAAAUGGCAGUCAGUUGGCCGUUAAGUGGCAUGAUAAACGUGACGUUCAUAUGCUCACCACUGUUUAUUCAUCAGUGAUGUCAGCCACGGCAAGGAUUGAUCAUGCCACCGGGGAGAGGAAACUCAAGCCAGCUUGUGUUCUUGACUAUAACAAGAAGAUGGGGGCUGUGGACAAGGCGGACAUGGUGAACAGCUUUGUCGAAUGUGCCAGGAAGACUACCAAGUGGUAUAAGAAAGUCUUCUUUCACUUGGUAGACACUGCUGUUCUCAAUGGCGACAUCGUCCACCGUCAACAGUCUGGUGAGAGAAAUGCACAAUACAUUUCAAAUUACAUAAUUUCCUUACAAAGCUUUUAA
Hypomesus transpacificus is the source of this 1569-nucleotide messenger RNA. RefSeq names its product piggyBac transposable element-derived protein 4-like. The transcript has 2 exons. The coding region runs from base 139 to 1569 and encodes 476 amino acids. Lineage: Eukaryota; Metazoa; Chordata; Actinopteri; Osmeriformes; Osmeridae. The record is from RefSeq and is a predicted model, not a curated record.